AUGGCCGAACCGGAUGCAAAAGCACCGCCUACCGGCGAGGCUUCUGCCGGACCCAAGAAACCUGAGAAGCCUCCGAAUCCCGUCUGGAGGAUGAUGGGCCUGCCAAACCUCCGCUUGAGGCUCCCCUCGCGCAAUUGGAUGAUAUUUCUCUCGAUUACCGGAUCAUGGACUGCGGCAGUCAUGUACGACCGUCGCCAGAAAAAGCGCAUACAACAAAAAUGGGCAACAGUUGUCGAGCACAUUGCACACGAGCCGUUGGACGUACACCAGUUACCUCGGAAACUCACGAUAUUCCUGUCUGCACCACCAGCAGAUGGAAUAGUACCCGCACGCGAUCACUUCCAUGAAUACGUCAAGCCCAUUCUCGUUGCAGCGGCGCUGGACUGGGACGCGGUAGAGGGCCGAAGGGAAGGAGAUGUAAGAGCUGGGUUAGCAGAGCGAAUACGGAAGCUGAGAAAGAAGAGGGGCGAGGCGACCGCUGAGCCGCUAGAACCAGGACUCGAGGAGGAGUUGGAAGGCUUAAGACAACGAGCAGGCGUCAAUGGGUGGAAUGGACCGGGAGGAGACAUCGUUAUUGGAAGACACACAUGGAAAGAAUAUGUUCGAGGACUGCAUGAGGGUUGGCUAGGACCUCUAGAUGCUCCACCAUCAGCAGAAUCGUCUGUCGAGGUACCGGUCGCUGCGGUCGAACCCACACCUGUGUCCACCGAAACGUCGACUGACGACACCACAUCUGCUACGGCCGAUGAUGCGUCACCCACCGCUACUGAGGCUCCCAAACCAGAAGAUGCUGAGAAGCCUAAAGAGGAGGAGACGAAACCCAAGAAGAAGAAGCAACCGCCACCAUACAUCUCAACAGCCGAAUACCAAAACGCCGUGCUCUCCCAAAACUGCCCACAAGCACUCGGCCCCGCCGCCGUAGUACCUCUCCCCCACCUCCUUGGAUUCUUCAACUUUCCCAUCCGUAUGUACCGUUUCUUGAACAGGCGACAAGCGGCGGAUGUUAUUGGCAGGGAAACUGCCGCUGCUGUCCUUGGUGCAUACCGACCAUUUGAGACUGCAGGCGAAGCACCUGUCACAAACGAGGAAGAUGGACACAGUAACGCACAAUGGGAGCAACAACGAUUACUGUCUCAUGAAGAGCCAGAUUGGUCCAAGACUGCACGAAAGCGUGAAGAAGGUGAGACCAAGGAGAGGGUAUGGCUAGACGAAAUGGUGCUGGACCCGAGAAUUGCUGAGCGCAUGCGAAAGUUUGCACUAGAUGCAGAGGUUGAAGCGCGCGCAAAUAGCGAAACUCACUACAGUACGCCUCACAACGAGCCUGCGACACCGUCCGACAAUCCACAUCACGCCGUCAUGGCUUUCCAAUCGAAGAAGCGCCUCGCGCUCGCGAUCCUUGACUUCCUCCAGACGUCGCAGAUCGACGGGUCAGUAGCACCCGACGACGCUGAGCAGCUCGAAGUCGCCGCCAACUGCAUUGCCGAAGCCUUCAAGGUAGAUCCCGCCGACGAGGCCGCAAAGAAGGACGCCAUUGGCGACCAGAACUUGCUCGCAAUCUACAACGUCUAUGAGAAGCUCAAGGGAAAGACGACUGCCACAACCGAGGGAGCAUCGUCGGCCAAAGAGGCCCGACCAGCAACGCCGCAGACACCUGCCGCCGGUUCAGGACCAGGUGGGCCCAAUAAGGAUGAAGCAGAGAGACUCAAAGGUCUGGGCAACGAGGCGAUGAAGAAGAAGGACUACGAUGCUGCCGUCAAGCACUACACUGCUGCCCUCGAGGUCGUUCCGCUCAACCCCAUCUACCUAUCGAACCGCGCCGCCGCAUACUCGGGUCAGGGCAAGCACGAGCUAGCAAAGGAGGAUGCUGAGAUGGCAGUUGCUGCUGAUCCCAACUACUCCAAGGCAUGGUCGCGUCUAGGUCUUGCAAAAUACGUUCUUGGCGAUGCAAAGGGCGCCAUGGAGGCAUACAAGUCUGGCAUGGACGCAGAGGGUGGCGGCUCAGAAGUCAUGCGCAAGGGCUACGAGACAGCCAAGAAGAAGGUCGAAGAGGAGGGCGGAGAUGUCGGCGCGCCUGAAGCUUCUCGAGGCGCCCCUGGCGGUAUGGGUGGUGGAAUGCCUGAUCUCUCAGCACUCGCUGGCAUGCUCGGUGGAGGCGGCGGCGGUGGUGGCGGAGGAAUGCCUGAUCUCGCUGGUCUGAUGCAGAAUCCCAUGAUGAGGCAAAUGGCACAGAACCUCAUGAGCAACCCAGAUAUGAUGAGCAACCUUAUGAACAACCCCAGGAUAGCGGAGAUGGCUCAACAGUUCGGUGGAGGAGGUCGAGGCGGAGGAGGCGGCGGUGGCGGUAUGCCCAACAUGCAGGAUCUCAUGAACGACCCCAACCUGGCCGAAAUGGCCCGUAACUUCAUGGGAGGCGGAGGCGCUGGAGCUGGCCGUGGAGCUGGUCAAUAA
This is a messenger RNA of Alternaria burnsii, 2448 nucleotides long. RefSeq lists its product as uncharacterized. Gene Ontology annotation, cellular component: TRC complex; membrane. The coding region runs from base 1 to 2448 and encodes 815 amino acids. NCBI's taxonomy places the organism in Eukaryota, Fungi, Ascomycota, Dothideomycetes, Pleosporales, Pleosporaceae. Gene Ontology annotation, biological process: post-translational protein targeting to endoplasmic reticulum membrane. The transcript is spliced from 5 exons. Gene Ontology annotation, molecular function: protein binding; molecular adaptor activity. The record is from RefSeq and is a predicted model, not a curated record.